AUGGGUGGAUUACUGCAAGGUUUCGACGUUUCUAGUCUAUCAGCAAUCAUUGGGACUGAUCAGUACAAGAUUUACUUCAACAACCCAUCAUCUGUAAAACAGGGUGGCAUAACUGCGUCCAUGGCCGGGGGUUCCCUCCUCGGGGCGUUGUUCUCUUCAUGGACUGGUGAUCGCUACGGACGUCGCGACUCCCUCUUCGUCGCCUGCUGCAUCUGGAUCGUUGGGUCGGCACUGAUGUGCGCUGUGCAGAAUACGGCCAUGCUGAUCGUCUCCCGCAUCAUUAACGGCUUCGCUGUGGGCAUGCUCACCUCUCAAGGCCCGAUCCUCAUCGCCGAAUUGAGCACCCCUCAGAUUCGUGGCCGUCUCCUCUCACUGCAGCAAUGGAUGAUCACCUGGGGGAUCCUCAUCAUGUAUUUUGUCAGCUUUGGCACAUCAUAUAUCAAUUCAACCGCGUCGUUCCGCCUUCCUUGGGGCCUGCAAAUGAUACCGGGAAUCGUUCUUAUGAUCUUCGUCCCCUUUCUCCCCCGUUCGCCACGCUGGCUCGCGAGUAAAGAUCGCUGGGAUGAAGCCAUCGACAUUCUGGCCGCCCUGCACGCUCGAGGGGAUAGGCACUCUCCCCUGGUCUUAACUGAGGUCCGAGAAAUCAAAGAGAAGAUCGAGAUCGAGCGUCAAUCCAGGACAAUGUCAUGGGCAGAGCUGUUUACCCGGAAAAACAUCAUCCGCGUGCAUUGCGCCAUCUUUGCACACAUCUGGUCACAGUACUCUGGAACUAACGCCAUGAUGUACUACAUUGUCUACAUCUUCCAGAUGGCUGGGCUGAGUGGAAACUUCACCUUGAUUGCUGCAAGCAUCCAAUAUGUCAUCAACGUGGUGAUGACGGUGGCCGAGACGGAAGGUGAUGAUGAUCGGAAGUGUGGACUCAACGGUGUAAAGACUGUAACUUGGGUUGUCAAUGAUGAUUCAGCUAGCAAGGCGAUCAUUGCUUGCAGCUAUCUCUUCAUUGCGACGUUUGCUGUGUCCUGGGGUCCUGCUGGCUGGAUAUAUCCUGCUGAAAUCAUUCCGCUGUACAUCCGUAGCAAAACCGUGUCGUUGGCGACCUUAUUCAAUUGGGCCAUGAACUUCUCGUUGACUUUCUGGACACCGCCCGGCUUUCAGCACAUUCAAUGGAAGGUACACAUCAUUUUCGGCACACUCUGUGUGUGUGCUUUCAUCCACGUAUUUCUCCUCUUUCAGGAGUCCUGUGGUAAGAGUCUGGAACAAAUGGACGAUGUCUUCAACAACGAAAGCGUUUGGGCGUUCAGAGUAAAGUAUAACAGAGCAGAGUUCAGAGAAGCAAUUGAGAGGACAACUGAUGAGGUGAAAGAAGAUUCCAAGGUCCAUGUUGAAAUUGAGGAGCAUCGUGUGUAG
Messenger RNA from Rhinocladiella mackenziei CBS 650.93, 1407 nucleotides. RefSeq lists its product as uncharacterized. The record is from RefSeq and is a predicted model, not a curated record. Gene Ontology annotation, biological process: transmembrane transport; carbohydrate transport. NCBI's taxonomy places the organism in Eukaryota, Fungi, Ascomycota, Eurotiomycetes, Chaetothyriales, Herpotrichiellaceae. The transcript has 5 exons. Gene Ontology annotation, molecular function: carbohydrate:proton symporter activity. Gene Ontology annotation, cellular component: membrane. The coding region runs from base 1 to 1407 and encodes 468 amino acids.